Setaria italica (foxtail millet) is the source of this 935-nucleotide messenger RNA. Its product is annotated as ribulose bisphosphate carboxylase small chain A, chloroplastic. The coding region runs from base 139 to 660 and encodes 173 amino acids. The record is from RefSeq and is a predicted model, not a curated record. Lineage: Eukaryota; Viridiplantae; Streptophyta; Magnoliopsida; Poales; Poaceae. The transcript is spliced from 2 exons.
UUCCCCAUCCAGAUGUCCGUGCACGUCCCUCCUGCUUUGGUUAUAGGAACCAGGGGGCGUGAACGAGAAGGGACGAGCACGGAGGUGGCAGCAAAACUUUCUUGCUCUGUAGCUCGUCUCCUCAGCUAGUAAGCCAUCAUGGCCCCCACCGCGAUGGCCGCCACCUCCGUCGCUCCAUUCCAGGGGCUCAAGUCCACCGCCGGACUCCCCGUCAGCCGCCGCUCCACCAGCUCCGGCUUCGGCAACGUCAGCAACGGCGGGAGGAUCAGGUGCAUGCAGGUGUGGCCGAUUGGGGGCAAGAAGUUCGAGACCCUCUCCUACCUGCCGCCUCUCUCAACCGACGAUCUCCUGAAGCAGAUCGACUACCUGAUCCGGAAGAACUGGAUCCCUUGCCUCGAGUUCAGCAAGGUUGGGUUCGUCUACCGUGAGAACAACAGGUCUCCCGGUUACUACGACGGCCGUUACUGGACCAUGUGGAAGCUGCCCAUGUUCGGCUGCACCGAGGCAACCCAGGUGUACGCUGAGCUCGAGGAGUGCAAGAAGGCCUACCCCGACGCCUACAUCCGUAUCCUUGGCUUCGACAACGUCAGGCAGGUGCAGUGCAUCAUGUUCAUCGCCUACAAGCCCCCGGGCUGCGAGGAGACCGGCGUCGCCAAAUAAGUGCCAGGAACUGUGAAGCAGCUAGCCACUACCCCAUGGAGUAUAUAUCAGUAGUUCAGCUUAUUUAGGGAGCUCACGCCUUUGAUUUUUCUUUGUGCCAUUUGUAUCUUUGUCCAUCUGAGUGUUGUGUAUGUCCUUUCGGCUGACAUUGCGUUAAGUCUACAACUACUAUUGUUGGGUGAGGAAUAAACAUGUUGGGGCUGGCUACUAGGGCUGGAGCCAGCUCGGCUCGGUCUGGCUAGCUAGCCUAACUAGCCAGCUCAGCUCGGCUCGUU